Schistosoma mattheei is the source of this 1804-nucleotide messenger RNA. Lineage: Eukaryota; Metazoa; Platyhelminthes; Trematoda; Strigeidida; Schistosomatidae. The record is from the annotation of a GenBank genome assembly.
AGGUCAAAUUAGAGCACCGCAAAAACAAAUGAGUUGGCAUCGUUUCACUGGCAAGCCUUCGUAGUUUUGUAAGGUUGACCAUCACAUUUCCUUCAUAUUGAGAGCAUCUUAGUAUGUGCUAUUUUUAUUUGCAGAUUAUAGAAUAAUCAACUAAAAAUGCGGUGAAAUCACUGGAUGAUCAAUAACAUCAAGCUUAAUUAAAUUUAAUUCAUAUUUGUGUAGUAAGGACAGCAGGCCUACGGCCUAUGUUAUUGAUUUUCCAGUAUGCUUUUGUGAGUUUAUAGUCUUCUAUUGAAUGGGUUAAUUGAAGGUGCUAACACUACUGCUUCGGGCAACAGGUUCCAAGAAUUGACCACUCUGUGUAAAAACCUGUAUGCCUCAGGUAUUUUGUUCUUUCUUGGCUUUUCUACUCGCCUUCUGUGUCCUCUGAGUUGUCCCCAUCUGGUAGGAAGAAGAGGAAAAAAUAUAUUGGGUGCAAAGUCAUUUCUUAGUAUUCUAUGCAUCGUGAUCACAUCAACUCUUAAUCUGCGGUAGGGUAAAGAGGUCUAGCUUUGCAAGCCGCUCUUUGUAUGGUAAACCCCGGAGUUCUGAAGUUGCACGGGUAGCUGCCCUAUGUACUUUUCCCAGGAUGUCUGAGCCACCUUUUGAACAGGAGCUUCCUGCCUGGACACUUCCCAUGUUUAGUUCUCACUAAAGUUGCAACCUUAGUUUACACAUGUGUAUACUGUAGUGAACAUAGUAGUGUCUAACUUGGUGAAUAUCCGUCUUAAGGCCUAUAGGGUUCUAAACCACUAAGCUUUAACUUCACGGUAGUGGGUUGUGGUCCUAAGAUCAUGACUCAAUGUCAUCCCAAGAUCCUUGUGAGACCGGACUACUGGUACAGGCACUCCUCCUACUCUGUACCUAUUUUCCUUUGUGUCCCCAAAGUGCAUGUAGACACACUUGGCCGCGUCGAUAAGCAUCAAUCAAUUUUUAAACCAGUUUGGCACCUUAUCAAAUGCUUUGUUGAAGUCUAUGUGGAAAACACCCACUGAUUUUCCAUUAUCUAGAGUGUAUCCAUUUCUCUCAUGCUAUAAGGUGAUUUGUUGUGCAAGAUAAAUCUUUCCUGAAACGAUGUUGUUCACUGUUUAAUAAGUUGUUGCUUUCCACGAAUGCCAUUAUGGUCUUUUUGGUCAUUCUUCCCAGUAUUUUAACUACUACACUGGUGAGACUGACAGGUCUGUAGUUUGAUGAAAGUUGGCUUGAUCCUGUUUUAUGUAUUGGAGUGAUAAUUGUAUCCUUCCAGUCUAUAGGCAACUUACCUUGGCCAAGUCACAUUGAAUAUCGUAGUCAAUGGGGCAGCAAUAUAAUGUGCUGAUAAAUUGGCUAAUUUUAAAAUCGUGACUGUGAACAAACAAACAUCGUAAUCAUAAUGUCGACCAAAGGUGAUAAAGCUGUUGAAAGACAAAUGCAAAUGUUUGAAAUCGAAAUGAUGCAACAAGUAUUUACCAGUAUGACAAGUAGCUGUCUAGCUAAAUGUAUUCCAUCUAAUUAUAAUGAUGGUGAUCUAACUAAAGGUGAAGCAGUUUGUUUAGAUAGAUGUGCCUCAAAAUUUAUGCAAGCGUAUAUGCAAACUACUAAGAAGUUGUCUACAAUGGCAUCAUCAGACCCGAAAGUGGUAACUAGUAACUAGACUUUUUCAGGAUAUACUCUGGAAAAACUUCGCUUUCUAAACUGAAAAUUUAGAUGUAAAGAAACAUAUCCUUGUUUUCUGUAUUAUAUCGCAAUUGUAAAUUAGUUGUAUUUUUAAAAUACAACUAUGUCA